Messenger RNA from Ruditapes philippinarum (Manila clam), 1105 nucleotides. RefSeq names its product SEC14-like protein 2. The record is from RefSeq and is a predicted model, not a curated record. NCBI's taxonomy places the organism in Eukaryota, Metazoa, Mollusca, Bivalvia, Venerida, Veneridae. The transcript has 6 exons. The coding region runs from base 101 to 811 and encodes 236 amino acids. Gene Ontology annotation, cellular component: cytoplasm.
UGUUCAUUUUGUUGUUGUUUUUUUUUAAUUAUUAGAACAGAAGUAUUUAUGUUAUUUUUGUUUCUUGAUUUUAUUGCAGCAUCAACGUCUGUUAGACACUAUGACAAUUAUAUAUGAUUUGAAGAAUUUGGGUGCCAGGCAUUUAAAUAAGGAAUCGGUGGACAUGUACUUAUCUAUAGUUGACGCUGCUGAAAGCCGGUACCCGGAGGUGCUCAGACGUGUAUUUGUUAUAAAUAGCCCAAAGAUCUUUCCUAUAAUCUGGUCACUGGUGAGACCUUUUCUCCAUGAAAAUACUGCUAAAAAAGUUGUAGUUUUAUCUGGUGAGUUACCUCCCUUUAUAUGUCAAGGUGGAACAGUUCCAAAAGAGUAUUACAACCAAGCAGAGCCACAUCAUGCCAUGGUUACAGGCAAUAUAGGCCGCGGAUCAACGUUACAACUUGAGUAUGAAGUCCAUGAACCAAACAGUGUUAUAAGGUAUGAGUUUCAGACAGAUGGAUAUGAUAUAGGCUUUGGUGUGUUUAGAAAGAAAUCAAAAGAGCGAAUGAAAGCUAGUGAAAUGGACACGAUUCUGUCAACACAGCGAUCAAAUUGUCAUCUAGUCCCUGAAGAUGGUGCUGUAGAAUGUGACCUGCCUGGUAUAUAUGUUAUACGGUUUGACAACACAUAUAGCUGGGCUAGAAGUAAAAAAGUUUAUUAUCUUAUUGAAGUCUUAGAACCUGAAUCAAAGUCAAAUACAGGCAGUAGUAAUGCUGGUGAAAAUGAUGAAGGUGACGAUGAAUUUGUUUUGGCACAAGAAGAGACAGUAUCUUAGACCCUACCUUUAAAUUAUUGUGUACAUGUUUCAGGAUGACUAAGGCUGUUUGAAAUACUUAUUUAUAUUAGACUGUACGAUUUGAAAAAAAAUUGUCACUUUUUUAAAAAAAAAUUUCAUGGCACUUGGCUAAAGUAAAUUUAAUGGCUUAGUAUGAAAAAAGUGAUGAUAAUGAUGAUGGUGAAUUGUUAGACAGACCAAUCACUGUAAAUCCAUUCCAUUGAAAAUGAUCUCAUAGAUAUAUGAAAAUAUGUAAAAGCCUAAAUUAUCCUAAAAGUUUCAAAACAUUCAAUA